Molecule: messenger RNA, 1630 nt
Organism: Mizuhopecten yessoensis (Yesso scallop)
Lineage: Eukaryota; Metazoa; Mollusca; Bivalvia; Pectinida; Pectinidae
Exons: 4
Coding region: 1-1278 (425 amino acids)
Source: RefSeq, a predicted model, not a curated record
AUGCAGGGAACAUGGUCUCAUCUUUGGGUGUCGUAUACACACGCACCCGUAACAUUCCCACCUCACUCUGCACUGUGCUGCCGUCGGAGCAGGACGGACCUUUCCAGGCCUCUGAUCACAGAAGAAUCAGCGGUGCUUUUUCUUGCGGAUAAACCUGAGGAAGACUUGAAGAAUAACUCGAAGGUUUGCAAAUUCCUUACGUUUUCCUUUGAAAACGAAAUAUUUGCUUACGCUGAACGAGCUUUACAGUAUGUCCAAGACCAACUUGCUAAGAAAAGGGAACACAAACAAGAGACGUUGAGCUAUACCAGGCUGGAGAUUUAUUCUCUUCUUGCUAGAAAACUACCGGACCACGAUACACCUAUCAAACAGUCGACCGAUAACAUCGAAUUACAGAGCCCCGAUUGUGGGCUUGUAUCCGAGGCACUUCAAAACGAAAGUGUGGAGGAUUGUGGUAUCCGGGGUUUCUGCAACACUAUUGACGAAUUCUUAGUUCUUGUUGCCGAACCAAAACGAAAAGCUGACAAGACACGCAUUGCAGAUAGUAUCGAAAAAAGUUUUCGGAAACUGCUGAAAGAGAAACCUAAAUUGGUAUGGGUUAACAAAAUAACAACGGCUGAUCUUACUGCUCAAGGUUCUAAACUUACCAACACAGAGAAAAAUCACUGGGGAACCCUAGGCUGUUUCGGCAAAGACCCUGGCAAUUCGUUGGUAGCAAUAACCGCUGGGCAUUGUGUAGAGAAAGAUCAAAUCGUCCAAAUAGAAAACAACGGCACUUCGGAGGAAUUCGGGCGGUGUGUACAAAGUCACAAUUCGACUGAAUUCGACAUUGCGGUCAUUAACAUUAACGAUAGCAUGGAACCUCGUUGCACAUUUAAAUUUCGUAAUGAAAAGGACGAAGUGUGCAAGGCGUCCGUAUAUCAGGGGGAUCAAAUCAGGAACUGGCCUGUGCAUAAAAUAGGAGCUGCAACUCAAUGGACUAAGGGCGUUGUAUACUGCGGGGAGGCUCGCGUGUGUGACGAAAUUGGAAUCAUCAUUGUAAACGUGAACGACAUCGUCUUCGCAGAAGAGGGCGACAGUGGAGCUAUCGUGUUCUUCUAUGAUCCAAACGACAUACAUAACAGGGAGGUGAAGCUGCUAUCCAUAGUAUCAAAAGAGGUCGAUGUGGGAGGAGGCUCCAUUCCAGUCGGACUUUCUAGAAAACCAACACUGACUCGAAGCUUGAAAGAUGGACUCGAUAAAGUCCCAAAUAUCAUAAUAGAAUAUGAAAGGGAUUGAAAAAACAAACUCUGGAGGUAAAAGGAAACCUUUUUCAUUACAUACUGACUAUGAUAUUAUUUCGGAAAAAUAUUUAUCGAUUUUGUUUUGUUUUGAUUGAUUUGGACAGUUAAUUAGGAAGAACGAGAAACGGACUGAAAUUAAGAUACUUUUUUCUAUAUCUUACAUUUGGUUUAUAUACAAAAUACUACGGUAUAAACAUCAGACCUACCCAUGCAAGCACAUGCAUUCGUUAAAGGAAUACUUCCCAUCUGUCAAUCAUAUAUACACAAAGUUGGAGGGACGAUAGUCUAGUGGUAAGAAGCCGGGCUCGUGACCGAAGGGUUGCGGGUUCAAGUUACGUCACGGCACU